Molecule: messenger RNA, 601 nt
Organism: Acaulospora morrowiae
Lineage: Eukaryota; Fungi; Glomeromycota; Glomeromycetes; Diversisporales; Acaulosporaceae
Source: the annotation of a GenBank genome assembly
AUAUCAUGAAAUCUUAUUCAUGAUUGAUACCUGUCAAGCAAACACCAUGUAUGGUCAAAUAUAUUCACCGAACAUAUUGGCUACUGGUAGCAGUGAACUUGGCGAAAAUUCCUAUUCGCAUCACAUGGACUCCGACAUUGGAGUUGCGGUGAUCGAUCGGUAUACUUAUUAUAACCUAGAAUUCUUGGAAAAAAUUGAUAUGCAGAGUAAAUCGACAUUGCAAGACCUUUUUAAUUCUUAUGAUCCAAUGUUAAUACAUUCGACUCCGGGAGUUCGUAGCGAUCUUUUUCGAAGGCCUUUAGAUAAGGUACUUGUGACCGAUUUUUUUGGUAGCGUGCAGAACGUCGAACUUACAGGACAAAAGUACAAUCUCUCAAACUCUGACACAAUACCUUCGUCGACAUUCAACGAGACGAGGAUUGGAGAAAACGGGGAAAACAAAAAGCCGACGUCAAGAAAUUUUCAUCUCGUUAAUGUCAAUUCACGAUCAACAACAUCUCCGUUACCGCAAUUUUUAAUUGUCAGCACAUUGUUCGGAUUGCUAAUCAGAUGGCAAAAUUUAAUGGUGAAUCUCACCACGCCGGCCGCGUAUGCGUUAUGA